Ostreococcus tauri is the source of this 315-nucleotide messenger RNA. Its product is annotated as Chaperonin Cpn10, conserved site. The record is from RefSeq and is a predicted model, not a curated record. Lineage: Eukaryota; Viridiplantae; Chlorophyta; Mamiellophyceae; Mamiellales; Bathycoccaceae. The transcript has 3 exons. Gene Ontology annotation, molecular function: protein-folding chaperone binding; protein folding chaperone; ATP binding. Gene Ontology annotation, cellular component: mitochondrial matrix. The coding region runs from base 1 to 315 and encodes 104 amino acids.
AUGGCGUCGCGGCUUCGUGCGAUCCGACCUUUGCUCGAUCGCGUGCUGGUCCAGCGCGUGAAACCGGCGACGAAGACGGCGGGUGGGAUCUUACUCCCGGAAUCGUCCGCCGCGAACGAGUUGAAGGAGGGCGAGGUGUUGGCCGUGGGGCCGGGACGGCGGGCGGCGAACGGCGAGCUCGUGCCGAUGGAGGUGAAGAGCGGGGACAAGGUGAUGCUCCCGGAAUACGGCGGCGUCUCGGUGAACGUGGGCGACGGCAACGAGUACGCGUUGUUUCGAGAGGAUGAGCUCAUCGGCGUUCUCCAAGGGAAGUAG